Malassezia sympodialis ATCC 42132 is the source of this 522-nucleotide messenger RNA. RefSeq lists its product as uncharacterized. Gene Ontology annotation, biological process: mitochondrial electron transport, cytochrome c to oxygen. The coding region runs from base 1 to 522 and encodes 173 amino acids. Gene Ontology annotation, cellular component: respiratory chain complex IV. The record is from RefSeq and is a predicted model, not a curated record. The transcript has 3 exons. NCBI's taxonomy places the organism in Eukaryota, Fungi, Basidiomycota, Malasseziomycetes, Malasseziales, Malasseziaceae.
AUGCUAGGAAGUGCUCGUGCUGCUGUGCCUCGUAUUCUGCCCCGCCGCGUCCCGGCUGGCGUGCGCACUGUGAUCACCAAGAGUGAGCGCUGGACCCCCGAGACUGCGCGCAAUGCCCAGCAGAUUAUCGAGGGCCCCCAGUCGCAGGACCUCUCGAAGGUCCUGCCCAACAUUGAGGGCAUGUGGCCCAACAUGGCCAAGGAGGAGCAGUACUCCGUGUACAAGGCGGUCGAGGAGCUCCAGCGCAAGAACUGGAAGGAGCUCUCUAUGGACGAGAAGAAGGCUGCCUACUUUGUCUCGUACGGCCCCUACGGCCCCCGCAAGGCCGUGGUGCCCCAGGGACAGACCGGCAAGGUCGCUCUCGGUGUUGCCGUGGGCGUGCUGCUCGGCUUGGGCGGCUUCUACAGUACCCUCACCAAGGAAUACCAGGAGCAGAUGACUGCCCGCGCCAAGGAGACCAAGCAGAACCCGAUCUCUGGUAUCGCCAGCGAGGGCUACAAGGGCAAGGGCCACGUUGCCUAA